Rubroshorea leprosula is the source of this 962-nucleotide messenger RNA. The record is from the annotation of a GenBank genome assembly. Lineage: Eukaryota; Viridiplantae; Streptophyta; Magnoliopsida; Malvales; Dipterocarpaceae.
AAGAAGCGACGAGAAAUGUUUAUGCCAAUAUGGACGAAUGAUCGGAGGAAGACGAAGGUAGGAAGACGCUCAUGGAUUUCUUUGAGGCCUGCAAAGUGUUUUUCAGAUCAGACAGUGGUCCGCCUCGCUGGUUCUCUCCUUUGGAGUGCGGUUGCAGGGCUCCGGAUUCACCCCUGCUUCUCUUUUCGCGAGGAUCUUUGACAUUUAGUGCUUGCUUGCAUAUUCCAGUCAAGGAGGACAGGACAUCUUUUACAGGCCUUGAAAGCACAAUUAGGUCAGAGUACUCCAGGUCACCAAAUAGACCAAUAUAUCUUGUUGGGGAAUCCCAUGGAGGAUGCCUUGCCUUAGCUGUUACAUACCGUAACCCAGGUAUAAAUGGUGUAACCAAACUGCUCGGCCUUCACUAGAUUUAUAUCUCUCUUUGCGAAAAUGCUUUACUUGCCUUUGUACCGAGCCAAAAUGGCUGUCAUUGUAGAUGACAUUCAGUUGGUCCCUUGUAAUUUUUAGUCCUUUUGAUCAUAUGUAAUUCAUUAUUCAUGGUUUCAAUAUUUGUAUUCACAGCUGCAUCUUUUGGCAAGCCACAACUGAAACCUCUUCUUCCUUUACUACAUAGCAUUCCAGAUGAAUUAUUUCUUUUGGUAAACAAUUCCAUGUUAAACUUUAACCACAGAUUUGCUCCCUUGAUCUUCAACUUCUGUUUUCUUGGCUGUUAUUUGCAUCUUAAGAGAAAUAUGUCUUGAACAUUGGCGGCUAUGCUGUCUGGAUUGUCAAUCAUUUCUUUAGGUGACCAUUUGAGGAUGCUGAUGGAUAAUGUAGUGAAGGGCAUUCCUCUGGGACAUCUGUUGUUGGAAACCUGUCACAGGAUAUUGUUGCUGCAUCAUCUAACCUCUCUGUAAAUGCAAAUCAGCAUAUAUACCUUGUAGGAUGUGUUUUAGAGUGCAUUAUAAAUCUUUCUUUAGUUC